AUGGCGACCAUACCAGCUCCUUGUUGUUUAGGACAACAGUUUUCAGCUUCUAUUGACGAAACAGGAGGACAAGUGCCUGAAGGAAAAAGUAGUAGAUUCAUUGACGAAAAACUUUAUGUGCAAUUCGAUUACACGAACAAAAGAAUGUAUAUUGAGGGAUCUACAAAGCUUCCGCUUGGAGGGAGAAACCAGUUUAAACUGGUUAAUGACUAUAAGACGAAUCAAAUGUUUUCAUUAACAAACGGUGUAUGCUAUGCAAUGGGAACUCCGAGCACACCUCUGCAAGACCCAUGCCAACUCCUAAACGCCACCUUUGUCGGAUCCUCACUUUUGGGAUCUCCAUCUAAGCAUAUUGCAGUCAACACUUUUCAAAUGACCUUGGAUGAAACCAAAGUCAAAGUCGUAUUGUCUGCAGACGGAUCCUGCACCCCUGUUUUGUGGACGAUUGUUGGAAAUCUAAGGGGAGCUCAGCAACAAUUGACCAUGACUUUCUCUAACUACACUCCUGGGCUAAAAGAUGCUUCCGUCUUCAGCUUUGAUAGAUCUUCAUGUCAACCAGCUCCAACAUCUGGACCAUAA
Molecule: messenger RNA, 579 nt
Organism: Saccostrea echinata
Lineage: Eukaryota; Metazoa; Mollusca; Bivalvia; Ostreida; Ostreidae
Exons: 5
Coding region: 1-579 (192 amino acids)
Biological process (GO): cell-matrix adhesion
Cellular component (GO): extracellular region; lysosome
Molecular function (GO): calcium ion binding
Source: RefSeq, a predicted model, not a curated record